This is a messenger RNA of Erpetoichthys calabaricus (reedfish), 2679 nucleotides long. RefSeq names its product amyloid beta (A4) precursor protein a (gene appa). Gene Ontology annotation, molecular function: signaling receptor binding; signaling receptor activator activity; serine-type endopeptidase inhibitor activity. The transcript is spliced from 17 exons. Gene Ontology annotation, cellular component: cell surface; plasma membrane; membrane raft. Gene Ontology annotation, biological process: central nervous system development; axonogenesis. NCBI's taxonomy places the organism in Eukaryota, Metazoa, Chordata, Cladistia, Polypteriformes, Polypteridae. The coding region runs from base 146 to 2377 and encodes 743 amino acids. The record is from RefSeq and is a predicted model, not a curated record.
UGCUGUUGGAGAGCCAGCGCUUCUCUGUCUCCAUCCUCAGUGAUAGCGAUACAGUAGCGACGUGCACACGCACUGCUGGGGGAUUACAGCCAUUCGAAGCGCAGCACAGCGCGACAUUUCGGACAUACUGCUGGCGGGACGUACAAUGUCGCGACACAUGGCGAUGCUCCUUUUCCUCGCCGUUUCUACGGCUCUGGCGUCGGAGGUGCCCACUGAUGGAGCAGUCGGCCUGCUGGCUGAGCCCCAGGUUGCCAUGUUCUGUGGCAAACUCAACAUGCAUAUUAAUGUGCAGACGGGCAAGUGGGAGUCGGACCCUAGUGGCACCAAGAGCUGCAUUGGCACCAAAGAAGGCAUCUUACAGUACUGCCAGGAGGUCUACCCUGAACUGCAGAUCACCAACGUAGUGGAGGCCAACCAGCCUGCCACCAUCCUGAACUGGUGCAAGAAAGGGCGCAAAAACUGCCGUAGCCACCCGCACAUCGUGGUGCCCUACCGCUGCCUGGUUGGCGAGUUUGUCAGCGAUGCCCUGCUGGUUCCUGACAAGUGCAAGUUCCUCCACCAGGAGCGCAUGGACAUGUGUGAGAGCCACUUGCACUGGCACACGGUGGCCAAAGAGUCCUGUGGCGACCGCUCAAUGAACCUGCACGACUAUGGCAUGCUGCUGCCCUGUGGCAUCGACCGUUUUCGUGGUGUGGAGUUUGUCUGCUGCCCAUCUGAUGCCAGCCAGCUGGACUCAACAGAGUUAGAAGAAGACGACUCGGAUGUGUGGUGGGGCGGUGCGGACGCUGACUAUGUGGAGGGCGGGGAGCCCCGUGAGGUGCAAGUAGAAGAUACUGAGGAUCUGCAGCCCGCCAUGGGUGAGGAUGAUGAAGAUGAUGAGGAUGAGGUUGACGAAGAGCCCGAAGGAGAGGCCAGCGAGCGCACCACCAUCGUGGCCAUGACCACCACAACUACCACCACCACUGAGUCCGUUGAGGAGGUCGUCCGAGAGGUGUGCUCAGAAGAGGCCCUGACCGGUCCUUGCCGUGCCAUGCUGCCCCGCUGGUUCUUCGACCUGUCCAAAGGCCAGUGCUUCCAGUUCAUCUACGGCGGCUGUGGAGGCAACCGCAACAACUUUGAGACCGAAGACUACUGCAUGUCGGUGUGCGGCGACGUGCUGCCCACCACAGCUGCUAGCACCCCGGAUGCAGUGGACAAGUACCUGGAGACACCCGGCGAUGAGAACGAGCAUGCCCACUUCCAGAAGGCCAAGGAGAGCCUGGAGGCCAAGCAUCGGGAGAAGAUGUCCCAGGUGAUGAGGGAGUGGGAAGAGGCAGAGCGACAGGCCAAGAACCUGCCACGUGCCGACAAGAAGGCCGUCAUCCAGCACUUCCAAGAAAAGGUCGAGACACUGGAGCAGGAGGCCGCCAGCGAGCGGCAGCAGCUGGUGGAAACCCACAUGGCCCGCGUGGAGGCGAUGCUGAAUGACCGCCGACGGAUUGCCCUUGAGAACUACCUGACCGCACUGCAGGCCGAGCCCCCCAAGCCUCGCCAUGUGUUUAACCUUCUGAAGAAGUAUGUGCGUGCAGAGCAGAAGGACCGGCAGCACACACUGAAACACUUUGAGCACGUGCACAUGGUCGACCCCAAGAAGGCUGCCCAGAUCCGACCACAGGUGCUGACUCACCUGCGAGUGAUCGAGGAGCGAAUGAACCAGAGUCUGGGGCUGCUCUACAAGGUUCCUGGCAUUGCCGAGGAGAUCCAGGACCAAGUUGAUGAUUUGAUACAGAAGGAGCAGGGUGAGGCAGAGGAGCAACUGGCCGCCCUGCAGAGUGAGCCCAGGAUCAGCUACGGAAAUGACGCCCUCAUGCCCUCCUUGACAGAGAGCCGCACCGCCCCCAUCGAUCUGCUUCCAUCCGAGGAGGGGGUCAUCGGCCUGGAUGGUCUGGGUUAUGUUCACCCCAUCGACUUUUUGCCUGCCAACACAGAGAAUGAAGUUGAGCCAGUGGAUGCCCGCCCAGCAGCUGACCGAGGACUCACCACAAGGCCAGGCUCAGCCCUGACAGGAAUCAAGAUUGAAGAUGUCCCUGAAGUUAGGAUGGAGGCAGAAGUCCGACACUCGGGAUAUGAGGUGCAUCACCAAAAACUGGUGUUCUUUGCUGAAGAUAGUGGUUCAAAUAAAGGAGCUAUUAUUGGGCUAAUGGUGGGAGGUGUUGUCAUAGCAACAGUGAUUGUUAUUACACUGGUGAUGCUGCGAAAGAAGCAGUACACGUCCAUCCACCACGGAGUGGUCGAGGUGGAUGCUGCAGUGACCCCUGAGGAGCGCCACCUCUCAAAGAUGCAGCAGAAUGGCUAUGAGAACCCCACCUAUAAAUUCUUUGAGCAGAUGCAGAAUUAGGGCCACCCAUUGCUAUCUUGUGGGAAGCCCACAUCACACUGACACCCCCACCACCACCCCAUUCCCUCUUGCCUAAACCUUGACCUCCGGCUCAUUCAGCCCCACCACCACCACCACCUCCUCUUCCCUCGUCUUGCAGUGCCCUCUUCCCCAUCUCACACAAAGAUACUGGAGCAGCAGUCGCCAUUCAACCCACACUUAAUGCAGACACACUGACUGCUUUGGCUUCCCAGCAUGCCCUGUUCAGUGGUCUACCAGGUCACCUAUAUAUGUAUAUCUAUAUAUAUAUAUAUCUAUAUAUA